Molecule: messenger RNA, 1795 nt
Organism: Tetranychus urticae (two-spotted spider mite)
Lineage: Eukaryota; Metazoa; Arthropoda; Arachnida; Trombidiformes; Tetranychidae
Product: retinol dehydrogenase 11
Source: RefSeq, a predicted model, not a curated record
UAUUUUUUUGAAUAAGUGCUCUUGUCCAAAACUUAUUUCAUUCCCAACAACUAGUUGACAGUAUUUGAUUAAAGUAUUUGACCGUUCAAUGUUCCUGGUUAAAUGAAUCGAGCUUCAUCAAUUAUAUUUAUACUUGUAAAGAGGCCUGUCUGAUCCUCUUGACCAAUUUUUUGAUUUCCCUUUCAAUUAACUCCAACACUAUACCUUAUUACCUUAUUGGAAAUAUUAAUUCAUCAUUAAAACCUGAUUUUUCAAUUCCCACCACACAAUUUUGACUUUCCUCAAACAAUCAGUCAAUAUUUAAUCAUGUAAUUGCUCUCACUCUUCAAGUCAUUUCCCUUGCCAGUCCAUAACAUACAAACAUAACUUUACUCCUUUCUGGAUGAUUAUCAAUUCUUAGUGAACAUUUCAUCAUUUGGUGACUCAAAAUUUUCUUCUAGUGAAUUCUUUUGGCUUUGAGCUUUGAUUUGAAUAGCUCAUCAUCAUAAACACACUAUCGAUACUAAAGCAACCACCAGCUGACGUAAAGGGAGAGGGAGAGAGAUACCAUAAGAUAACUUAUCUUUGUGCUUCUGAUAAUUUGUAAAGAAUCAUUUUCGAUGUUUGAUUUAUUAACAAUUGUCCUUAUUGCCUUACUACCUACUUUUUUGGUUGCCUUCAUCAUGGGUAAAGUGAAUCGUUUAGCAAGUGAUAUUAGUGCCGUUGGUAAAACAAUUGUGGUUACUGGAUGUAACAGAGGAAUUGGUCGAUCAACAGUUGUUGAUCUUGCUCGAAGAGGUGCCUCAGUAAUCAUGGCCUGUCGUAAUGUUGAGGCUGCUUCCAAAGUUGCUGAUGAUGUUAAAAAGGAGACUGGAAAUGAAAAUAUCACCAUAGUCCAGCUUGAUCUUUCAUCGUUUGCUUCCAUCAAGAAGGCUGUUGAAGAAAUCAAUGGACAACACGAGAAAAUUGAUGUUCUUAUCAAUAAUGCAGGCAUCUAUGGAUCAGAUGAGAGGAAGGUUAGUGAAGAUGGAAAUGAAAUGCAUUUCCAAGCAAACCAUUUAGGACCCUUUCUAUUGACCAUGUUAUUGUUACCCAAACUAAAGGCUAGUUCACCUGCAAGAAUUGUCAAUGUCUCAUCGGAAGCUCAUCGAUUAACUCGGUCAAUUGAUCUGGAUGAUGUCAAUUUUACGAAAAAGUAUUCGCCUUUCACUUGCUAUUGUGUUACCAAAUUGGAAAAUGUUUUAUUCACAAAUUAUUUAGCCGGUGAACUUAAAGACUCAGGAGUAACCGUGAAUUGCCUUCACCCAGGGACCAUUGAGACUGAUUUACUUAUUGGGUCAGCUUUCUCUAAAUACUUAUACCGUUGGUUAGGUCCAUUCAAGCGGAUGUUCAUGAAAACAGAGGAAGAAGGCGCUCAAACAACAAUAUAUUGUGCCUUGGAGCCAUCAUUAAAUAAUGUUACCGGUAAAUACUUUGACAAUUGCCAAGAAAGAGGAACUUCUAGCCUGGCUUCAGACCUUGGAUUAGCCAAAAAGCUUUGGGAUAUUUCAAUGAAGAUGACAGAAAGUUAUCUUGGACCCAAAGAUGAUAAAAUGAAAGUUAUUGAAGAGGAAAACUAAUUUUUCAAUGAAUCUCAUGUUAAACGUUGAUACACCACAUCAAAAUUUAAUCUUCCAAUCGCAUAUAUUUUUCUGAAUAACAGUUCUACAGAUUUUAUGUUUUUAAAUAAUCGAUGUAUUCAUCAAUUUUUAAAUGUUACAAUUUAUCUUUCCUAAUCAAACAGAGUCAAUUAAAUAUUGGUAUUUUGUUUUAAUAA